UAUGAUGCUCGCCUAGCUGUGAGGAGCUUCUUGUGCCCGGCUCCCCUUGUGUGCGUAAAACUUUCUAAUGAAAUCCCAAAUUUAUUUUUGACCAAUUUAGAAUUCGUUCUACUUAGGGUCAAGAGGGAUUCAAGACACUCAAAGAACUUUCCCUGCUAAAGAAAACUCAGAAUCAUGGAGCCCAUUUCUACGGCGGGAGGGGCUGAGGAAAAGCACCAUGGAAACUACUCACCAAAUCCAUCUGCAGAGGUGCCACCUGGAAAGCACGCAGUGUCAGAGGCCUUGGAAGAGGUGCAGGAGGAAUUGAUAGAACAUCAACCUCUGGAGCAGGAAGACCUGAACUUUGAGAAAUGGAAGCCCAAGCCCAAACCUAAGAGAACGCUCCACGAGAAAGCAGGCGAUGUGAAGACAUAUCUAUGGAACGCAGAGACCAGAGAGUUCAUGGGCCGCACUGGGCAUAGCUGGUUUCUGAUCAUCCUCUUCUACACGGCACUGUAUGCAUUCCUGGCGGCCAUGUUUGGUGCCUGUAUGUGGUGCCUCAUGCUGUCUAUCAGCCCCUACCAUCCAACCCACAACGACAGGGUGAUGCCACCAGGUAUGACGAUGUCCCCACAACUGGAUGGGCACUAUGAGAUCGCCUUCAAUGCAUCUGACCGCAAGUCUUGGAAGAAGUAUGCAAAGCUAAUGGAAGAACAACUAAGACCAUACAAUGACGCCGUACAGGAGCAGAGAAACAUCCAGUGUCCGCAGGACGCGUACUUCAUGCAGGAUGAACAAGGGGAAAGUACAGAGAGGAAGGCGUGCCAGUUCAAGAGGUCCUGGCUGGGCGAGUGCUCGGGGCUCCAGGACCCCCACUUUGGAUUCUCCCAGGGGAAACCCUGCAUCCUCCUCCGAAUGAACCGGAUACUGGGCUAUUUACCUGGCCAUGGCACUCCGGUAAACGUGACCUGUGGAGUCAAGAAAGGUGCGCCAGAAAGCUUAGGAGAACUUCAGUUCUUCCCAAAAAGCAUGUUCAACCUGAUGUACUACCCUUACUAUGGGAAGCUGAGACAUGUAAACUACACAGCACCGGUGGUGGCCGUGCGCUUCAAUGGGCUGCAGUAUGACACCCACAUUGUUGUAAAAUGCAAACUCAAUGGCAAGGGCAUCAUCAAUGAUUCGCCUACCGAUCGCUUCCUAGGCAGUGUGUCCUUCUCCUUCGAUGUGGGCGCAUAGUAGUAUUCCCCAUGCUGAAUGCUGUCCCCAUGACAACCAGGAGACAAGAGAAUAUAGGAAAAAAUCUCAUUAUGUUGAAUCCUUGUUUUGCAUAAAAUAGUUGACCAGCUUCUCUCUUCUCCCAUUUCCUCAUGUACUCUUGUGCCUUUUGCUGAAAAAAGCAAUCAUUUGGAAUGUUAAUGGAUCAUAAGCACACACACACACGACACAGACACCUCACCGAUAGUCUUGAGCACACGCUAAGUAUAGAAACUGAAUAUUACCAUUGAAUACCUAGCUAGAUUAAUGCCACUAGCUAGGUUUAUGAAACGCAAGGCUCAUCUCACAGGUAGUUUGUCUCUGUAGCUAUGCAAUUUAUAAUUUAAGACAUUAUUAAUAGACAUAAAUACCCACUGUACAAUAAGGAUAUAAGAGGAACAUGUUAAGCACAUUUUGAUUUUAAAUCAAAUUGUGUACUAAUUUCUCUUGAGUUUGUACUUUUCAACAGCAUAUCUAUUGUGUUUUGUAGACUCCAAGGGCUACAAUAUGAAGAAUGGUGAAGGCAGGACACUUUUACUUACACAGUAAGAUAAACAGUAAAUGACUAAGUUACAUUUCAGGUUUUACAUAGUAAGCUAAACAGUAAAUGACUAGGUUCAAUUUCAAUAAGAUAAACAGUAAAUGACUAGGUUACAUUUCAGUAAGAUAAACAGUAAAUGACUAGGUUACAUUUCAGGUUUUGUUGUUGUUUUUUGAUAGCUCCUUAUUCUACAUUUAUUGAUAAUAUACAUUGAGUGUACAAAACAUUAAUAUUGAGUUGCACCCCCGUUUGCUCUCAGAACAGCCUCAAUUUGUUGUGGCAUGGGUUCUACAAGGUGUCGAAAGCAUUCCACAGGGAUGCUGGCCCAUGUUGCUCCAAUGCUUCCCACAAUUGUGUCAAGUUGGUUGGAUGUCCUUUAGGUAGUGGACCAUUGUUGAUACACAUGGUAAACUAUUGAGUGUGAAAAACCCAGCAGCGUUGCAGUUCUUGACACAAACCGGUGCGCCUGGCACCUACUACCAUACCCUGUUCAAAGGCACUGAAAUCUUUUGUCUUGCCCAUUCACCCUUUGAAUGGCACACACACACAAUCCAUUUCUCAAUUGUCUCAAGGCUUAAAAAUCCAUAUUUAACCUGUCUCAUCCCCUUCAUCUACACGGAUUGAAGUGGAUUUGACAAGGGAUCAUAGCUUUCACCUGGUCAGUCUAUGUCAUGGAAAGAGCCGGUGUUCUUAAUGUUUUGUAUACUCAGUGUAUGCUGCCAUUUUGUUUUAUUUUGGAUGAACACAAGACUGCUACUGAGACUGUAAUACUGCAGGCUGACUUUGAUCUCUAUAUUAGCUGAUGGAAAGUAAGAUCUACUGUGGAAACUGACAGAGGUCACAUUGUUGCUAAACUUGUACGCCAGUCUUGCACACUCUUCAUGAAAUAACAGGCUAUUUUGAUUUAGGCCUAGAAUUAAUCCUUGUUACUGUACCUUUGCUAUGAUUCUACUAAACCUGGUAUCCAUGUAUUUAUUCUGAUUUAAUACUAUAAUAAAUACAAUGUUGAUAAGAACAAUGCUUUUUUUCCAUAGGAAUGUAUUAUAUAUUCUUUACAUGCAACUCUUUUCUUACGUUGAAGGUUGUCAAGCACAGUAUAUUAAACAUAACUUAUUACACAUACACAAACAAGAUAAAGUAAUGACUAUCUUUUAGCCAUCAUUCUCUGAAGGUCUACUUUGCCCAGAUAUACACUUCCCUGCGUAUUUAUUUGGACAGUGAACCUAAGAUUUCUCGAUCAUUUUGGAUUUGAGAUCAAAUGUUUUUUUUUCUGUAUGAGGCGACAGAACAGAAUGUCACCUUUUAUUUGAGGGUAUUUUGAUAUAUAUAUCGUUUUUACCGUUUAGAAAAUAAAGCACUUUAUGUAUCUAGUCCCCCCAUUCGAUGGUGUCAUAAGUAUUUGGAUAAAUUCACUUAUAGUGUAUUACAUUUAGUUAAAUGUUAAGUAUUUGGUCCCAUAUUCAUAGCACCCAAUGACUACAUCAAGCUUGUGCCUCUACGUAAGCUAUUUAUGCUUCUGUAAUUCUUACUCAUCAUUAUUCACAAUUCAUUCAUGGGGUGGCAGGGUAGCCUAGUGGUUAGAGCGUUGGACUAGUAACCGGAAGGUUGCAAAUUCAAAUCCCCAAGUUACAAAUCUGUCGUUCUGCCCCUGAACAGGCAGUUAACCCAAUGUUCCUAGGCCAUCAUUGAAAAUAAGAAUUUGUUCUUAACUGACUUGCCUAGUUAAAUACAUUAACAUCUGUGAUCACAGUAGCAUCCACAUUAAUGUUGAAGUGUUCAGGAACAUAUUCUAUUCUUAUUUACAAUAAAAGUGGCUACAAAAUGACACAAUACAUUAUUUUCCAUUAAUUUCUAUUGCGCAAAACAUAGUCCGUAAGGAAACACAACCAAAACAAAAUGCAAAUGCACCCAUUGCCAUCCAACAAAUGUGAAGAGUCAAAAGUUUGAUGCACCCAUUGCCAUCCAACAAAUGUGAAGAGUCAAAAGUUUGAUGCACCCAUUGCCAUCCAACAAAUGUGAAGAGUCAAAAGUUUGAUGCACCCAUUGCCAUCCAACAAAUGUGAAGAGUCAAAAGUUUGAUGCACCCAUUGCCAUCCAACAAAUGUGAAGAGUCAAAAGUUUGAUGCACCCAUUGGCAUCCAACAAAUGUGAAGAGUCAAAAGUUUGAUGCACGCAUUGCCAUCCAACAAAUGUGAAGAGUCAAAAGUUUGAUGCACCCAUUGCCAUCCAACAAAUGUGAAGAGUCAAAAGUUUGAUGCACUCAUUACCAUCCAACAAAUGUGAAGGGUCAAAAGUUUGAUGCACCCAUUGCCAUCCAACAAAUGUGAAGAGUCAAAAGUUUGAUGCACUCAUUGCCAUCCAACAAAUGUGAAGAGUCAAAAGUUUGAUGCACUCGUUGCCAUCCAACAAAUGUGAAGAGUCAAAAGUUUGAUGCACCCGUUGCCAUCCAACAAAUGUAAAGAGUCAAAAGUUUGAUGCACUCAUUGCCAUCCAACAAAUGUGAAGAGUCAAAAGUAUGAUGCACCCAUUGCCAUCCAACAAAUGUGAAAUGUCAAAAGUUUGAUGCACUCAUUGCGUGCUAGGAAUAUGGGACCAAAUACUAAACUUUAGACAAAAUGUGAUACACUAAGGGUUGGUUUCCGGGAAACAGACUAAGCCUAGUCUUGUACUAAAAAGCUAUUUUAAUGGAGAUUCUCUACAAGCUUUUUAGUCUAGUACUAGACUUAGUCUGUUUCCAGGAAUCCAGCUCUAUACGUGAUUAGUCCAAAUGCUUAUGACACAUUGAAAUAGGGGGACUAGAUAAAUAAAGUGCUUUCAUUUCUAAAUGGUAAAAAAGAUUUGAAAAUACCCUCAAAUAAAAGGUGACAUUCUGUACUGUCGCCUCGUGUCAUAUAAUUUAUCUCAAAUCCAAAAUGCUGGAGUAGAGUGCCAAAUUAAAGGUUUUAGCUUCACUAUCCAAAUAAAUAAGUUGUGGUGUGUAUAUUUAAAAGCAUUGCAGAAUGAUUUAUUCAUUUUAUUCAUUAUGUUUAUAUGGUACAGUCAAUGAUCAAAACUGCCUAAGAAAUAUUAAAAUGGUGAGAGUUAUAUGCCAAUUCAUAUUGUUUAAUAAAAAAACUGUAGCAAAUGUUAACAAUAAACAUUAAAUUAUAUUGACUAAUUGAACAA
Messenger RNA from Oncorhynchus masou masou (cherry salmon), 4939 nucleotides. Its product is annotated as protein ATP1B4-like. Gene Ontology annotation, biological process: regulation of DNA-templated transcription; sodium ion transport; potassium ion transport. The record is from RefSeq and is a predicted model, not a curated record. The coding region runs from base 175 to 1215 and encodes 346 amino acids. Lineage: Eukaryota; Metazoa; Chordata; Actinopteri; Salmoniformes; Salmonidae. Gene Ontology annotation, cellular component: nuclear inner membrane; sodium:potassium-exchanging ATPase complex. The transcript has 9 exons.